AUGACGGCCUUCCCGACAAUCACUCAGCUCGCGGCCGCGCUGCUGUGCGCCGUGGCCGGCGUCGACGCCGGCCUGAUCACCAAGCGGCAGUGCCCCGGGGCGCUGACGCCGACAUACCCGGCGCCCAAGCUCGCGCAGGGCUGGACGGCGCAGCUCAUCGCCAACGGCGUCACGAGCGCGCGGGGCCUCGUGUUCGACAGCAGCGGCGCGCUGCUCGUGGCGCAGGCCAACACGGGCAUCACGCGCAUCACGUUCACCGAGAGCGGCGGCUGUCUCACGGCCACUAAGAAGACCCUCGCCACCAAGACUGAUCUCACCCACGGCAUAGCUCUAAACGCAAACAACACGAUCCUCUACGCCUCCUCGGCAGAGGCCGUCUUCGCGUGGGCCUACAACCCGACCACGGGGACGGUGGCCUCGGGGACGCCGACGACCAUCAUCAACGGCAUGAACAACGCCGACCACGUCAGCCGCACGCUGACCAUGUCCAAGAAGAAGCCUGGCACGCUGCUUGUGUCGCGCGGCAGCAACGCCAACCUGGACCUGGGGACGCGCGACGUCAGGUCCGGGCGGUCCAUGAUCAAGGCGUUCGACCUGGGCGCGCUGGGCGCGGGGCGCGUGUACAAUUACACGACCGACGGCCGCGUGCUGGGGUGGGGCCUGCGCAACGACGUCGGCGUCGCCGAGCACCCGGCCACGGGCGGCGUGUGGUCCGUCGAGAACUCGGUCGACCAGCUCACGCGCGACGGGCAGGACAUCCACACCGACAACCCCGGCGAGGAGCUCAACUACCUCGGCGCGCUGAGUGACCCUGUCCCGGCUGUGCCGCCCAACUUUGGAUAUCCUGAUUGCGUUGCUCUCUACCAGUCGACAGGCGUGCCCAACGCGCAGAGCCUCAGGACCGGGGUCCAGUUCAGCUCGACCCAGUCCGCGACGGCCAACGACACCUCGUGCGCGAGCAACUUUGUGGCGCCAAGGAUCACCUUCCAGGCCCACAUGGCACCCCUCGACAUCGCCUUCACCGCAGACGGGAACACGGCGCUGAUCCCCUUCCACGGGAGCUGGAACCGCCAGCCGCCGAUCGGGUACAAGCUGGGCCUCGUCAACUUCGCCAGCGGGCAGCCGUCGGAGCCGUCGACGAGCACGACGGCGCUGGUGGACGUCAUGACGAACCAGAACUUGGCCAACUGCCCGGGCCAGUGCUUCCGGCCCGUCAGCGUGGCGCUCGACGCCAAGGGGAGGGUGUUUAUGAGCUCUGACAGCACGGGGGAGAUCUACGUGUUGACGAGGACGGGCUAA
This is a messenger RNA of Diaporthe batatas, 1299 nucleotides long. RefSeq lists its product as uncharacterized. The transcript is spliced from 5 exons. Bases 1 to 1299 code for a protein of 432 amino acids. The record is from RefSeq and is a predicted model, not a curated record. NCBI's taxonomy places the organism in Eukaryota, Fungi, Ascomycota, Sordariomycetes, Diaporthales, Diaporthaceae.